This is a messenger RNA of Dentiscutata erythropus, 904 nucleotides long. NCBI's taxonomy places the organism in Eukaryota, Fungi, Glomeromycota, Glomeromycetes, Diversisporales, Gigasporaceae. The record is from the annotation of a GenBank genome assembly.
AUGGGAAUUAUUUCCUCUAAAUUUAGUAAAAAAAUCAAGUCUAUGGAUUCUCAAAGUACACAAAAUAUGCAACCUGAAUUUCGAUACAUUGAUGGUAGAAGAUUUCAUAACAUGGAAAAUGCUAUGUAUCAUUUACCAAAUGAUGAAGAUGAGACAGAUAGGUUACAUUUACAACAUUUCUUAUUAAGAUAUCUCUUUCAAAGUAACUUUUCUGCUCCUGUCAAUCAUAUUUUGUCUAAACCAGGUGCCAAAGUCCUCGAUAUUGGGUGUGGUGCAGGUUCAUGGUCUUUCGAUAUUGCAACCACAUAUCCAUUGGCUAAGGUCGUUGGAUUAGAUAUAUCUCCACACCAACCAACUAUGAUAAAACCUAAAAAUUUUGAAUUCAUUAGAGCAAAUGUUCAUGAAAGAUUACCAUUUGAUGAUAAUACUUUUGAUUUUGUAUUUCAACGAUAUUUAACAGUUGGUCUUAACAAAGAGAAGUGUCCACAAGUAUUUAAUGAGUUGGUUAGAGUUUUAAAACCAGGUGGAUUUUUAGAGUUGUGUGAACCUUCUUCUAUAUUUGAUGCAGGACCAACUACUAAAAAUAUAUGGGAUUGUGAAUACGAAAUAUUAGAAGAGCAAGGCAGUGAUUUUGAUUUAUAUCAAAAGUUAGAAGAAUAUUGUCAAAAUCAAGGUCAAUUAGAAAAUAUUAAAAAAGAAGUUAUACAAUGCUAUUUUGUUAAUGACAAUGUCGAACUUGGUAAAGCGAUUCUCAAUAAUACGAUUUCUGCGUAUGCUUCUCUUAAACCUAUUUUGACAAAAAAAAUGCAAAUUUCUGAUGAAGAAUACGAUAAAUUGAUCAAAACUUCUGAAAAAGAAAUAGUGGAGUAUAAUUCUUAUUAUCUAGCAGUUCGUGUCUAUGCAA